CGCGCCAGGGGAGCUGCGUGCAGCACAAACCAGCGUGGAUACAGAAGUGAAAUCUGACCAAGUGCCUGGAGAGGCGUGUGCGGCCAAGAAGCCCCUGCGCAGCCAUCGACCUUGAGCAGCCCGAGGUCAUGGUGGGCUCCUGACCUGGAGGAGGAGCCGCCAUGGAGAACCCGGUGGCCCCCUGCGUCCUCUACCCCGGGGAUGACCUGGGCGCGGCCGGGGGGGAGGGCACCGCUUCCCAGGCGCAGUCACCCUGCAGUCUCAGCGCGUCGCUGUGCUUCAGCUCCGGGGACGACUCCCCGCCUCAGUCCCGAGCCUCUGCCGCAGAGGGCGCAGUGGCCUCCCCGCCCUCCUGUCACAGUGGCCAGUGGGUAGUGGAGAGGCAGUGGGAGGUCGGCGGCGCAGAGGCUACAUCGCCCGAGGAGCCCGGGGACCCAGAGGAACCCGCAUCCCCAGAGGAGCCGGGGGACUUCGCGUCUGUGCCCCCCGGAGUCGGGGCCGCGCACGGGGAGCCAGACCUGGUGAUCGAGGUGUCGGGCCGCCGGCUGCGGGCGCACAAGGCGGUGCUGGCGGCGCGCAGCGACUACUUCCGCGCGCGCGCGUCGCGGGACGUGCUGCGGGUGACCGGCGUGGGCUGGGCGGCGCUGCGGCUGCUGCUGGCCUACGCGUACAGCGGGCGCAUGGCCGGCGUGCGGCCCGACAACGUGGCGGAGGUGGUGGCCGGCGCGCGCCGCCUGCAGCUCCCCUGCGCCGCGCAGCGCGCUACCGAGGCCGUGGCGCCGCAGCUGAGCCUCACCAACUGCCUGGAGGUGCUGAGCGCCGCCAAACGGCAGCGGCUGGCCGAGCUGCGCGACGCCGCCUACCGCUUCAUGAGCGACCACUACCUGGAGGUGCUGCGCGAGCCCGCGGUGUUCGGGCGCCUGUCGGGCGCCGAGCGCGACCUGCUGCUGCGCCGCCGCCUGCGCGCCGGCCGGGCCUGCCUGCUGGCUGCCGCGCUCGGGCCGGGCGGGGAGCGCGCGGGCAGCCGGCCGCAGAGCCCGUCCGGGGACGCGGAGGGCCGCGGGGACGCCGCCGUCUACUGCUGGCACGAGGCGGCCGGCGAGUGGAGGGAGCUGACGCGGCUGCCCGAGGGCGCGCCGGCGCGGGGCUGCGGCCUGUGCGUGCUCUUCAACUACCUCUUCGUCGCCGGCGGCGUGGCGCCCGCGGGCCCCGACGGCCGCGCGCGCCCCUCGGACCAGGUUUUCUGCUACAACCCGGCCACCGACCAGUGGAGCGCCGUGCGGCCGCUGCGCCAGGCGCGCUCCCAGCUGCAGCUGCUGGCCCUGGACGGCCACCUGUACGCCGUGGGCGGCGAGUGCUUGCUCAGCGUGGAGCGCUACGACCCUCGCGCCGACCGCUGGGCCGCCGUGGCGCCGCUGCCCCGGGGCGCCUUCGCCGUGGCGCACGAGGCCACCACCUGCAACGGCGAGAUCUACGUGUCCGGGGGCUCGCUCUUCUACCGCCUGCUCAAGUACGACCCCCGGCGCGACGAGUGGCAGGAAUGUCCGUGCAGCAGCAGCCGCGAGCGCUCGGCCGACAUGGUGGCGCUCGGCGGCUUCAUCUACCGCUUCGACCUGUGCGGUGGCCGCGGCGACGCGCAGGCGGCCGGGCCCACCGGCGGGGUCAGCGUGCUCCGCUACCACUGCGUGGCCAAGCAGUGGAGCCGCUGCGCCGCGCCCCUGCGGCCCCCGGGCGCGCCCUCGGGCCUGCAGCCCUUCCGCUGCGCGGCGCUGGGCGGCAGCAUCUACUGCGUGAGCCGCGCCGGCCUCUGGCGCUUCGUGCCCCCGCGGGAUGGAGAGCCCAGCGCGGAUGUGGGCGCAGACGACAGCUUCGAGGCCGAGGCGCUGGGCGGCCCCCUGGACGUGCGGGGCGCGCUCUUCCCCUUCGUGCUCAACCUGCCUGAGAAGCCGGACCGAGGCGAGGAGGGCGCGGAGUAGAACAGGAGGGGGUCACCU
This is a messenger RNA of Molossus molossus (Pallas's mastiff bat), 1994 nucleotides long. RefSeq names its product kelch repeat and BTB domain containing 11 (gene KBTBD11). The coding region runs from base 162 to 1976 and encodes 604 amino acids. The transcript is spliced from 2 exons. Gene Ontology annotation, molecular function: protein binding. NCBI's taxonomy places the organism in Eukaryota, Metazoa, Chordata, Mammalia, Chiroptera, Molossidae. The record is from RefSeq and is a predicted model, not a curated record.